This is a messenger RNA of Anopheles darlingi, 4415 nucleotides long. RefSeq lists its product as uncharacterized. Lineage: Eukaryota; Metazoa; Arthropoda; Insecta; Diptera; Culicidae. Gene Ontology annotation, biological process: termination of RNA polymerase II transcription. The transcript is spliced from 8 exons. Gene Ontology annotation, cellular component: nuclear body. Gene Ontology annotation, molecular function: protein binding; transcription termination site sequence-specific DNA binding; helicase activity. Bases 99 to 4205 code for a protein of 1368 amino acids. The record is from RefSeq and is a predicted model, not a curated record.
AACUACCGUUCUUGAACAAGCAGCAGCAAGCCGUGAAGUGCGCUGGAAAAUCUGGAGAAUUUAAUGGUUUCAUUUGGUGCUACAAUUAUUACUUCAUAAUGGCCAACAGCACGAAAGAACCAUCCGGAUGGUUUUUGCGCCGGUUAUACCACCCGGAAUUCAGCAUCAUCGAUAUUCCGAAGUCAGGCUACAUCGAGAUAUGCCGAGAUCAGAAGAGAUCCUGCAUUAUCCUUCCUCCGUCGCGUUUUCGGCAUGUAUCUCGCGCUCAUUGUCGCCUGGAAAUCAUCAACAACCGGGUUAUUAUAAGCGAUAAUCAGUCUGCAACCGGCACGUACGUGAACGAUCGGGAGCUGAGCAAACUGUCGCCGGGUACGAUCGAACUAGAGGAAGCCGAUCUUCUGGGAGUAGGCACAAAAACUGUGCUUGAUCCCGAAUACUACAUUGCCAAAAGGGAUGCUCUAUUGUUCCGCAUCUGUAGGCGACGCAACAGAAAUACUGAGAUUCCGAUCGUGUUAAGCAGCGAUGAGGAAUCAGAUGCGCCCGAGGCUGCUAGCCGUCCGGCCCCUGUGCCGAUGGAUGUUUCGAAGGAAUCGAAUGAACAAAAUGAUAAAACCACCGCCGCUUCUGCUUCGAUCAGGACGAGUGUUUUCGAGGAUAGAUCGGUAUGUGUUGAGAUUCAUGAUCGCAUGGAUUCGAGCUCGUCGGCGCAAACGGACCGUAUCGUGGAUAUCAUCCUUCAAAAAGGGUAUGAAUCCGAUACAGGUGCUAGGUCUGAUGUAGAGGAUGUGAUCAUGCUUAUCUCGGACGAUGAAGACUUCUCCGAGCAGCAUUACUCUCAGCUCCUGUUAAAGGACAUAAAGAAGGAGACGAUGGAUGAUGGGAUACUAGAAGGUCAGGAAUUGUUGGAACAGCCCGAGCUAGCCGAUCGUCAGGAGGUGCAGGAUGACGAGCAGGGUGGGUUUUCGAACCUUAAAAAGGAUUCCGAUUUGCGGAUGUCCCAAUCCGUUCCAUCAUCGGAAACUGUUUCGCCUCCACCGGAAGUUAUUCCACCUCCAGAGGUUGUGCCUCCACCGGAACCCUUACCUGAAAUGAGUGUAGAUAUCGCUGAUCGUCCGAUGUCAAGCGCCACCAUUGUGCAUCGUAAAUCUAUUUGUUUGCUGGAUGAGCCUGAGCCGCUGAAGGGUAAGCGAUCGAUAAUCCAACGCCGAUCAUCCGUUGCGACGUACUCUAGCUUCGAAGCAAUGAUUAACAAAAAGAAACGCCGUGGCAGUGUUUCGUCCCGACCACCGCAAACCGUUCAAACGCUGGCCAAUAAGGAAGAAAGAGCCAAAAAGUUGCGGGAGUUGACGGUUAAGGCCAAAAAGCCAGCGGAGGAUACCACUAGUAAGAGGGCGAAAACGGUGGGCAUCGUACCUGGCGUUAAAUUCACGCCGCAUAACCGUGGUCAGUUCUUGACUGAUCUGAAUGUCCCAAAGCCUGCACGACGCGCUUCGGUUUCGCGUCCGGAAAUGGGAGAAGAAACUAUCGUCUGCACCCAAACGACGGAACUGCACUCGAUCCGCGAUGCCAUCGACGACUCCACAGUGUAUGCUCCGCCACAAAAACUGACGUUUAGAAACGUUACUUACACCAGCACUAGCGACUUUGGCCCUGGGUCUAGGGCUAGUAGUAGCGCUAGCACAAGUACGAGCGUCAUUAGACAGAGCAUCGUUGCCCGAGAACCACCUUCAUGCACCACAACCCAGAGGUCUAAAGGUCCCCUGAAACCGUUGUUGAAGCGAAAAAACCUUUACCAGGAACCUGAAAAUCGAAAUUCCGCGAUAGAACCACGAGCAAAGGUGAGCUUUGCUUCGGAAAUUAAAAUCAUGAUCGUCAAGCGGUACAUUGAAAUGCUGCCGGUCUCUCCCGAACCUCCGCAACAGCUUAGCGAGGUGAUGAGAGAGCAAGAGGUACUAGAAAUCUCCACCAUUGUAUCCUGGAGUACGGAUUGGCUCACCGCUUCUACUGAGCCGGUAAUGGAUACUCCAUUGGUUCCGAUGGAGGCGGAACAGUAUAGCUCAUUGCUCGCAUUCCAGUCUACAUUGCGGCCGAUUUUACAUGUGGAGUUAAAGUAUGACCUGUGGGCUCAGUAUAAGGAGCAAACUGCGCCGGUGAUAUGGCAGGUUGCAAUUCAGUGUGUUAAACCGUUGAAGCAACAGGUGAAGCAAUUGAUCUGCGAAUUGCACACAGACGCCACUAUUGCCAAUAAAUUUCUGACCGCCAGUGAAAUCGGUGUACUCCAAUAUACUACGUUCAAUGGUCAGCAAUGUUGUUGCUUUGCCUACAUGGCUACGAACGCUAGACCAAUCGGCAAUGGCUCGGACCGACUUAGAGAAAACGCAAUGCAGCGAUCUGUUCGUUAUAGUUGUCUCUUUUACAUAGCGUCCGAUACGGUAGACCAUACGGUAGGCCAAUGGGGACCAAUCACUUUUCGACCAAUUACACUUCUCAACACGCAUAUACGGCAACUGGUUGCGUUAGUCUUGCUAAAAAUCUCACCGCUGUGCCCAGAUGUCCUAUCACCUGCCCGCAAUCAAGACGUGUUGGUCGCACCCGGUGAGGGCUUCUUAGAACGGCCUAAGCUACGCAAUAACAUCAUAGCACGUACGCCACCGCAAACCCUAAAUGAGCAGCAAAUGCAGAUUAUGCUUUCCAUCUUGGAUGAAUGCUCUCGGAUGAAUCGAUCAAACAUUUCACUUAUCCAGGGGCCACCGGGCACUGGUAAAUCGCGUCUCAUCAUUCAGCUAGCAGUCGAGCUUUGGCAACUUGAUCCGUAUGCAGAUACUACGUCCGACUCAACGAUGGAAACUAAGAAGGUACUGAUCUGUGCACAAUCCAACACGGCCGUUGAUGUGAUUGCCAGUAAACUGUAUAAACUGCAACAAGCAAUGGCAUCUGAGAAGCAGUUCAAGGUGGUACGGAUAGGUUCGCCGGAAAGGAUUGAUACUGCCUGCCGUGAUAUCUACAUCGAUGUGUUAUUGUGCCAAUAUAUUCUGGACUACUGCAGUCGUGAAACUGAGGCCAAUAGAGAGCUGGCGGAUAUGCAGCAGUUGAAAAAGACGCUGAACUUAGAGUCCAGGUUUAAGGAUGUGCCAGUGAAGGAGGUGCGACGACGGGUGGCUAAUUUGAAGUUUAAUGAAAAAAAUUUGGUCCUCAAGAUUCGUGCACGUAUAUUGAAGGAAGCGGAUAUUGUCUGCACAACGCUCGGUAGCUGUGGUUCGCUCUUUGCGAUCGCGCCGGACAUACAUUUCCACUUUUGCAUUAUCGAUGAGGCCACUCAGUGUAACGAAGUGUCCUCGUUGCUACCCCUGCAAUAUGGAAUGUCUAAGCUUAUCCUUGUGGGAGACAUCAAGCAGCUACCAGCCACUGCGCUUGCACGAGAGUCUACCGAUGCCGGCUUGCGGCAGUCGCUAUUCGCGCGUAUCUACCGAUGUUACAGCGUUUCCGGCAUAAGGGAGGUCGGCGUGAAGGAGCUGAUUACUCAGUAUCGUAUGCACCCGGACAUUUGCAAAUGGCCGAAUGAAUACUUUUACAACGGAACGCUUAUCAGCGACCCAUUAACUACGGCCAUGUAUCGCAAUCUGCCGCUGAUACCGUACCUUGUCGUUAGUUUGGACUACGAUCAGAACCAGACGCAAGUGCAGCAUCACGUGUACAAUCGAGAUGAGAUGAUGGUGGUGGUGCAGCUGUUGCGGAAGGUGAGGCGAGUUUGCCCAAAGGGCACGAGCAUCGCGAUCAUUACGCCGUACCAGCGCCAGAAGUACGAAAUUGACAAGGAAUUAGUACGCCGGGGGUUACCGCAGAUUAAGGUGCAUUCCAUCGACUCGGUGCAGGGUAAGGAAUAUGAUGUCGUGAUCGUAUCGCUGGCACGUUCCCACGGCACCGGGUUUCUCAACACGGCCGAGCGAAUCAACGUCGCUCUAACACGUGCGCGCCAGUGCAUGGUUCUAUGCGGAAACUUCGCUUCGCUGAAGCAUACUCCGGUGUGGUCAUCGUUGUUGGAUGAUGCUGAAAACCGGCAACUGCUGCAUGUGCCGGACGAUUUUGGGGCCGACUCAAGCGCGCUGGUGGACAGCGUGAUAGGAAGACUGGUGGUUAUUUGUUCUAAACGCCCCCAGGAUAAUGGCACCGCAAUUUUUGCACCUAAACCAAAUCACCACUGCUAAACCUCCAAAGACUAAACGGAACAAAUGAUAGAUUGCCAAAAGUAGAUUACCAUGCCAUUCGCAGUGCCUUGUAUUACAGUAUGAAUUGAAUCUCAUGCGGAUAUUAGGAAAAUGUUUCGGAACAUUCCUAAAACAACCGCGCAACCACUAAGCAUAAUAAGUUCUGGUAAUGUUAUUUUUUGUAAUAAAAAAAAGCAAAACUUCCUAUUG